UUGCUGGCGCGUCUCGCGCAACCUCAGUGGCCUGGAGCCGGCCUCCCCGGCCCCCACCGCCGCCCCCGCCGCCAUCACCACCACUGUCACCUCCGCCGCGGCCUCCUCGGGACCCUCCUCCUUUACGGCCCCCUUCGCCACCUCUACAUACCCUAGGCCUUCCGUCCUGGAGAAGAAGCUCUAAUCGGUCUCCCCGUGGGCCCCGGGGUGCAGCCAUGGCGGACGGCGGCGGAGCGGGCCAGGCCUCGGCCAGUGGGGGCGGCGGUCCCAUCAACCUGGCCUCGCUGCCCCCUGGCGACCCUCAGCUCAUCGCCCUCGUCGUGGAGCAGCUCAAGAGCCGGGGCCUUUUUGACAGCUUCCGCCAGGACUGCCCGGCCGACGUGGACACCAAGCUAGCUUACCAAAACCCGAGCCAGAAAGUGGAUAAUUUGGUGCCAGCACAUCUGGACCAGCGGGAAUGGAAUCCUGCAGUGAACAAAAAUCAGCUCUGCCAUGGUCCGAGGCAGAGUGUGGUUCAGUCAGGGAUGUUGGAAACUGGAGUAGACAGGAUUAUUACUCAGGUGGUGGAUCCGAAACUAAACCACAUCUUCAGGCCACAAAUAGAACGAGCAAUUCAUGAGUACCUGGCGGCCCAGAUAAAAGCAGCUGUGCCAGCAACCCCUCCAGAGCCUGAAGGCCCGGACCCUCCAGCUCCAUCUCAGUAUAAUUUCUAAGAAUAGGCCUGACACCUUUUGAAAGCUCUGUUUAAUUUUUGGUGAAGAAAUGGAUUCGGUUACAUAAGAAUGCAAUUUCAGACUGAAGAUAGGCCAAGGUCAUCACUGAGCUCAAGAUCCCCGUCUCGACCAUGGGCAGUGACCAGAUUGAAAGGGGAGAAAGUUUGGUGGGGAAGUUGACCUCGUCGCCCCUGCAUUGUGCGGCCAUUUGACCAUCCUGUCCAAGGGCAUGACACCAAGUAGACAGUCAGAUAGAGAAACACUGCAGCAACCUAGGGUUGUCCUGAAACAGACUUUUAUACUUGAACAUGGAGACUGCACAGGGACAUUAGGGUUUGUGCCCUGGGAUAAAGGAAAGCUACAGCGAGAGAACAUAACCAAUUCCAAAGACAAUUUCAAAGAACAAUGACAGUAAAGGUUAACGGAGUAGUAUUUGACAGUACUUAUUUGAUAUCAUCUCUCAGAGUUGCAAACAGAUUGUACACGAUGUUAGCAUCAGAUAGCUUUAAAGUUGUGGCCUUCUUGUCUGUGAAUCCUCAGCCAGUUUCCUUUCCUCUGCGAGAGGUAACAAAACAUGAAACCCCAGAAUGAGUGAGAAGUUUUGAGAAGUUCAGGCAUUAGGUAUGAGGAAACUCAUUUGCAGACUCUCUGUCCAAGGCUGCUUCCAUCUUGCAGAGGCUAGUGAGUCUUGAGUGUGUUUAUGUUACUGUCACGUUUGUGUUUUUUUAGAAAAAUGGAUGAUCAAUAAAUGGCUUAUCUUUCAAC
Saimiri boliviensis boliviensis (Bolivian squirrel monkey) is the source of this 1478-nucleotide messenger RNA. RefSeq names its product biorientation of chromosomes in cell division 1 like 2 (gene BOD1L2). The record is from RefSeq and is a predicted model, not a curated record. NCBI's taxonomy places the organism in Eukaryota, Metazoa, Chordata, Mammalia, Primates, Cebidae.